Messenger RNA from Corticium candelabrum, 465 nucleotides. RefSeq names its product galectin-4-like. Bases 7 to 465 code for a protein of 152 amino acids. The record is from RefSeq and is a predicted model, not a curated record. Lineage: Eukaryota; Metazoa; Porifera; Homoscleromorpha; Homosclerophorida; Plakinidae. Gene Ontology annotation, molecular function: carbohydrate binding. The transcript is spliced from 2 exons.
GGCGCGAUGCAUACACAGGUCGAAAAGAUUACUCUACCGUUUUCUCAUCCUUAUCUGACCAACAGCCCUGGAAGAAGUAUUUACAUUAACGGAAAAUUGUCAGAGAAUCCGUAUCGAUUUAGUGUGAAUUUUUUCACUACUGAUGAUCCUGAUGACGACAGUGGUAGCGCCCUCACUAUUGAUAUUCGAUUUGAUGAACGUGCUGCGGUGUUUAACUCCAAAACAGGCGGAGUAUGGAAUGUUGAAGAGAGAGCGGAUAGUUUUCCGUUUGUGCCUGGCGAAAUAUUUCUUUUCACCGUAUUGACAACCGAACAGUUCUAUGACAUCAAAGUGAAUGAUGAACAUCUAUAUUCUUUCAAUCAUCGUCUGUCUAUAGACUCUGUCAGGCGACUUGGAAUCAAUCAGGAGCAAAUUGCAGAAAUUUCUACCGUCGAUCUGUUGCAAGUUUAUGUAGAUGUAAGUUAA